Messenger RNA from Papaver somniferum (opium poppy), 927 nucleotides. Its product is annotated as branchpoint-bridging protein-like. The record is from RefSeq and is a predicted model, not a curated record. Lineage: Eukaryota; Viridiplantae; Streptophyta; Magnoliopsida; Ranunculales; Papaveraceae. Gene Ontology annotation, molecular function: nucleic acid binding; zinc ion binding. Bases 1 to 927 code for a protein of 308 amino acids. The transcript is spliced from 2 exons.
AUGCAAGACCUCAUGCAGAAUCAUCAUAGCCGUUGUCUAGCAGCUUUGGUUCUUUUUGGAAAUUUUAGCAAAACAGGUUUUUUGGCUCUCCGUUUACCUUCUUUUCUUGUGGAUAAGUUAGCUGUUGAGCAACUCCUAAGAACCGUUGGAACUAUACUGGAAGUCGAUAUCAACUCAACCCCUCCUCGAGCUAAGCUGAAGAUGGACUUGAAGAAACCUUUUCUCCCUGGUGUUCUACUUGAUGUUAGAGGUCCAAAAUGGGUACAAUAUGCCUAUGAAUUACUACCCCUGAUUUGCUACAGAUGUGGCUUUUUUGGCCACAUAGUUAAAGAAUGCACCAAGUUCUUGAGAACGGAUCAUGCACUCCAAGAUGAUGAAUUUCCUGAUUUUCCUUAUCACCGCCUCAAUAGCAGAAUGAGGGACCAAAUCACUCUCCCAAAAAACCCUAGUAUCCCUACCACCUCCACAUCUUCCCCUCAACCCAAAGCCUCCUCAUCAAAACAACAUUCAUGUUCAACAAACCCUGGAGAAUCACAACACCUACUACAAACUUGCAAUCUACCUCCACCUCCAAUAUCUCCAUCAACUUCUCUUCACUCCCAACACCCAACCCAGCAACCUCUACAACCACCACCACCUCAACCAAAACCCGCAACUGAACCGUCUGCAAAUCCGAUUCUAAGUCAGUUAGCAAAGGAAAUGACUCAGCAAGGUCUCAGCUGGACCCCAGUUCCACAAAACCCGGCGGCUAAAACUACUGCAUCUCCGUCACCAAACACAGUGGACAGUUAUGACAAAGGGAAAGAUGUCGAAACACAGAGCCAAGAACCUUCUAUCCAUGCAGCACGCUUGGAGAAGCCUGCAGGCCAAAGGAAUGUCCCUACUGACAUUCUCAUCACCAGAUCCCAGAGAGCACAAACAACCUAA